AUGGAGGACAGGGAUUCGGUCACUGGCCUUCGUGGCCUGUACCAGGAUCUGUCUUCUCUUUCCGACCCUUCCUUCGUCAACAUCGAGCGUCUUCGGAUCGAGCUCGAGACUCACAUCGAAGAUUUCAAGAAGCUCCUCGACAAGCCCGCCAAAAACAACACGAGUCGGCAAGCCGUCCUCUCAGGCAAGAUCACCGUGGACAAUACUGAGUACGAAAUCAAUGGAGAAUUUCAGCAAGGAGUGCUGCUACUGGCAGACGCAUUGGAUCUCGAUGAAUUGGAAGCGGCGAUGAUGUUUAUGGCCGCCCAAGAGCAUGCCAAAUUGCUGGACAGGCCCCCUGUGAUCACGGCGAUCAUGCAAUUCCACGAACGCCGGCAAUUCUUGCUCGACUCCUUGCGCCUCAUCUUCCAGGAAUCCUUUGAGGUGGAACGGGAAUCGACACAGGUCCUCAUGCAGGAAGCGCUGGCGUAUGUCGUUGAAAUAAAGGAUGGUCCUUUGCGGAAUGCGUCACUGUUCACUCGGAAGUGCAUGAAGUCCAUGCAGGAUAUCGAAAGGUGGCUUGUGCUCCUUGGCGAUCAUGUCCAGAAGGCGUCUAUCGUUGGUCAGUCGGAGGAACUCGACAUCAUGGAGGCGCUGGAACACCAGCGCUCUAGCUUACAGCAGCAACAUGAGACCCUCGGUGCCGUGCUAUGCUACCUUUUCAAGGGCCCUUACACCAGUCCCGAGGAUCUCCGACUGCUGUUGGACCACUUGAAGAAACUGGACCGAUUCGAUGGAAUUCUCGUUCAUUACAUGCCUUGCAUAAUAUCCUCCUUUGUACAGCAUGGUUCGCCGGAGAGUUCCAGCUCUUACCGAGACGCUAGAAGCCUGCACACAGCUAUCACUUCGUCCAAGGACGGUCAAGUCUGGAAACUCCCCACCUUUCAUUCUGCAGUCAUCACCCUGUGGCUUGCAGUCUACAGUGGGUGGGAUUUCGAUGGGCCUUCCUCCCCUGUUCAGGGAGUGGAUCUAGAGAAGGACGCAGAAGAGCGAACAAAGAUGUUCAUGACUGCACUGGACGAUGGUGGUCUUGACCUCAUCCUCGCCAUUUGCUACGGCGUGAACAAUGAAGAAUGGGCUGAUCCAGCUCGCAGCGAGCUGGUGACAUUGUUAUUGAAAGAAAGCGCGUCCGCAAAGCUCGAGUCCGAUGAGUGCUCAGACUUCUUGAAGAUGCUUUUGAUGGAAAACUUCGAAGCCUUUGCUGAGGCAUGCAUUGCCAACAUGCCAGAUGCGGUCCGGAUGCUGAAAACUGAGGAGGAUUCGCAAAGAUUGGAUCAUCUCACUGCUCUCAGAGACGGCCUGACUUCGAGCCUUCAUCGUGGCCUGGUAGAAGCCCGGACGCAUCUUGAGUCGUUCUUGAUGAUCAUGGCGUUUGCAUUUGAACAUCGCCCGGACUCUGCGCAGGAGUUUUGGGCUGACCCUGAUGGAAACCUGUAUGGGUUUCUCCAAUGGGCUUCCAAAAGACAGACGGUUCCCAGGGUCAGCGCCUUUUGCGAGCUUCUAUGCUCUAUCUCCGUGGGAGAAGACAAUGCCACUGCCGCCCACCGAUUUUUAUCUGAGGAGGACAAGUUCUUGUCUGCAAAAUUCAAGCGGACCACGUCCAUGAACUGGUCACAAAUGUUUGCUGAGCUUGAACUCUACGCAGUAAAAGUGACCGAAAAGCCCCCUUCCACUUCUCCGGCGAUUUUGCGAUCAAGAAAGCUUGACCCAGCCGACAUGAGUGAGCCUGAGAGUCCUGUCAUGCUAACAUGCUACCUCAGACUGUUGGAGCAUCUGUCUAAGCAGAGUACUACCAUAAGAGAUUGGCUUCUUCACCACUCCUCUUUCAAUAUUGUCGGCACAUUGUUAACGCUUUGCAGUGGGCCAGUCCCUACGCACUUGAGGGCCAAUGUCUUCUCAGUUCUUGCAGCUCUGAUGACGGAUAGGACAUCUCAUAACGGAAAUGAAAUGUGGCUUUCUAUUGAUCAGUGGAUUUCUGGGGGGUCAAUGAGUGUCUCUAGCCUAGGAAAGGUUCCGGUAGUCUCCAACCCUCUCGUAUGGCACGAGCAGCAAGCGUUCCAGAGGAUUGGUGAGAGCUUUGAUCAAGCCAAUGCUUUUGUCCGCAUGGUUCAUUCACUCGUCCUCCCUACUGCUGAUUCUGCCGACUACCACCUGUCACUGCCAUUUCCGGAGAACCUCGGCUCGUCCUAUCGUAUGCCGGGCAUUGAGCCUUACAUCGACUUUGUUAUGGGCCAGGCUUUUUCAAGGAAAGUCCCAGACCUCAACGAACGCCAAACCCGCUUCUUGACUUACAAUUGCUUGGAAGUCAUUGUAACAUGCUUAAAGUCCUUCAACGAGAACUUGGUGACCGUGCUCAGUCAGCCCGCAAUCUCUUCUGACACUGUGAUCAAAACGUCAACAUUUGUUACAUACAUUCGUUUGCAUCCAUUUUCCCGGGUCGCUGAGUGGCUAUUCAAUGAAGAUGUGCUUAAAGCGAUCUUCUCUGCAGCUCAGCAAGACGUUGCUGAGGUCGCAAAAGCUGCGUCUGAUUCAGUUCUAGUCCUUUCCUUGGUCAAGACCUUAGAGGUUAUGGACAUGAUAAUCGACCUUCAAUCAACAUAUUCCAAUAUUGUUAGGCCGGCAAUCAAGUCCCAGGCUGGUGGAAGCAGGACCAACGUGGCGAACUCUUCGCUUUCAUCAUUUGAGGACAGUAUUCUCAACAACCUGGCGCUAAUACCGGCAUUGUGUCUCUAUUGCAGCACUGGACACUUGCAACUCACUGUUACAUCGAUGGCGUUGUUGGAAAAAUUGUCUAGCUCUACAAAGCUGAACAAGAUCACGUCUCCUGAAUUGUCUAGAUGGCGCUCAUCGAACAAAAUUGUUGAGGUUUUGAGUGCGGAGGUAGAUCUCAACAGUGUGUCACGGCCCCUUGUGUCUCAAAUGCAACCCGAAUCAAGAGAAUUGGAGGGUGGCCCAAGAUCCCCGGGAUACGUUAUCAGAGAAAGCCUCUUAGCACUACUCAACAGCUGUCUCGGUAUGAUCAAUGACAGGCCCACAGUGGCCCAUCUCCUUCUCGGAUUCAGCAGCGUCGGAAGCAUUCUUGACGUCCCAUCCGUGGGCCUAUUUGCCGACAAGAUGUCCUUGCUGCAUGCUCUCAUUGGAUUUUUGCAAAGCUACCCUGAUGAGCUGAAUGGAAAUAUCCUUCCAUGGCUGGUGCACGUCAAGCGUAUGGCUUUCGGGGUCCUGAGGCAUCUGUGGUCUUCUAAGCUCUCCUCCUACUUCACACUUGCCGAGAUGCGUGGGAGUCACUUCCUUCUCAACAUGUUCGCGAAUCAGUCGAUCAUAGGGCCAAAUACACCGUGGGAUGGGCUGCCCAUCAUCAUUAAUGAAUUCUGGGUUUCCGACUCGACAACUGCUCUUGCAGAAUUUUUGCUCUUUAGAAGUUAUCUGUUUGACUACGCCGCAACUGAAAUCCGCUCAGCUACCAAGCUUGGUUCCCCGACACUUCAAGCGGAAAUCAUCUCAAUCUUGUUCGGAAACUCUGUUUCAGAGACCGGCGAGACCGUGUUGAACCCUUCUGUAUUCGAUCUGUUCGAUUUUGCGGAUCUAGAUAUCCGGUAUCGGUUACAACCACCGGUGCUAACCUUCCUCAACGAUAUCGAAUUCGAUGUGUGCGCUGUACCUGAAACGGAAAACACUCCAGCCGUCUACAAUCUGGAUGAAAUAGUGGAACUGAUCCAGGUCAGGAAGGAGGAGUUAAUUUUGAGCGGGCAGAUACGGCCUCAGGAUGAAGAGCUGUUUACGAUCGAAUCCGAGACCUUGAUGUUGUUCAUACGGUCAACCAAUCAGGCCAACCUGAUCGCGUUUAACCGCUUUUUGGCUCUGCGGUCCUGGACGGAACUCAUUACCACCAUGCUCACCUGUUCCGAGAUUGAGGGCGGAAGAAGAUCGACUUUCAUACUGCACUCGCUCCAGUUGAUACUUCCCAAGCUCGAGGCUGCCAUCGAGGAAGACCAACCGGAGGGAAUCGAAUUGGCAAGGUUGGCUGAGACGCUGGUCAGUAGACUAGAGGCUACAAACUCCGGGGAGCACAUCGCCCGGAGAAGCGGAGAUGUCCUUGACGAGAAACUUCAUCAACUGUUCCAAGUCUGCGUCCGAGGCGUGAUCCUGGCAAACGGGAAUGUGGGCAUCAGAGAGACCUUUUACAAUACCUGUGCACACUACAUGUCCCGCAUCAUUCCGUUAGAAGCGGGCCAUCAAAACAUCAGGCUCCAGAGUCAACAAGUGAUCAAAGCUGCCGGUCAGGCCUUGAUUGAGGCCGUCUGUGACGAUGCGUAUGCUGGUCAAGAGACAUGUCGAGUGUCGGCUCUCUUAUUCCUCAACCUCUUAGCUGCUCUGGAUAGACAGGCAGAUGGACUGUUGGCCGAGUCAAUGGCCCAGUCCAACUAUUUGAGCCUUUUCUUGGAUAGCAUUCGAGCGCUUCCCCGCGAACUGAAGAAUGCUCAAGCGAACGAUACGCCUCUGCUGUUGUCCUACUACCAGUCAUUACUGUCUUUGCUUCAAGAACUCUGCCAGACAAAAACAGGCGCGAUCCAGGUCCUGAAAACUGGUCUCUUCCAGGCCGUACGAGACUCGCAGCUAUUUGCAGCUGAUCCCGAUCUUGGCAUUGACAUCGACAACCCCGACGCUCUGCGGAAGUACUACGACCUUCUUGACUCAGUCCUGCGAGUCGUUGUCGCCGCCAUUUUCUCUCGUGGACUGCACAACGAGCAGAUGAUGGAACAAACCCGACUUUUCCUGGCCGAGAACCGACAGAGCAUGGUCGGCAUCUUCAAGAGGUUUGCCAAAAUCGGAGGCUCCGGUGCUGCCAACCACCAAGACGCAUUGAGGAAUCUCACCAAGUCGUACAUGGCACUAGUUGCCGCCACGGACUUUUUAGAGAACUCGAGGGGCGCCACCGAGCAGAGGAGCGGCAAGCGCAAGUCGAUCGGCAAGAGGAAGCUUUCCGAUCAAGAGGAGGCAUCGCAGCAACCUCAGCAGCAGCAGGCGACCAUCUCGGAGCUUCUCUCUCGACACCACCCGGCCCCCGCCCGAGGAGGUCCUCCACAGCCAACGUCUCCGACGAGCAAACGCCUACGGUUAUCGCCAUCUUCAUCGGGUCCGGUCUCUUCCGCUCAACAGACCUCGUCCGACAGGAUGUAUAACUUCUCGAAUGCAGAGACCAGGCCAGGCGGGCCAAUGGGACAGGGUGCGAGCGGGGCGGGUCUCUCCAAUUCGACAAGCAAACCUCGCACCUUCAACGCGGCAUCGCGCCAAAGCAAUUUUACGCCACAUACUGGAGCGAAAAGGCUUGUGGUGAAGAAUCUCCGGACGGGCUCGCGAUUAAACCAGGACUCCUUUCUCGAGAAAGUCUGGGAACAGCUUGAUGCAGCACUAUCGGCAAUUUUCAAUGGGGGAAAGCCUGAGAUAUCGCUGGAACAGCUCUACAAGGGAGCCGAAAACGUGUGCCGUCAAGGGAAUGCUGCAGCAUUGGCCAAACGGCUCCAGGAUCGAUGCCGCGAACAUGUCUCUGGGAAAUUGCGCGACAAACUGGUGGCAAGGGCCGAGGGUGGGAGUAAUAUCGAUAUACUAAGAACGGUGGUAGAUUCGUGGUCUGGGUGGCAGUCAAAGCUGGUUACGGUUCGCUGGAUAUUCUACUACCUCGAUCAAUCUUUCCUUCUCUCCUCCAAAGAAUUCCCCAUAAUUCGCGAAAUGGGCCUCCUUCAGUUCCGACAGCACAUAUUUUCCGAUGCGGUUUUACAGCCGAAGAUCUUGCAGGGGGCCUGUGAUCUUGUCGCAGCGGACCGUGACGAAGAACAAAGCAUGGUGGCUGAUUCCUCGUUGCUCCGGAAUUCGAUUGAACUCUUUCACAGUCUUGAUAUCUACACGAGUGGGUUUGAGCCGCUUUUUAUAUCCGAAUCCAAGGUCUUCUUCCAGUCGUGGGCCGAACGAGAAGCAGCGGGAUAUUUGGCAACCUUCGCGGAGCACAGCCAUCUCUUGAUCGAGCGCGAGGUAAACCGAUGCGAGCUGUUCUCCCUCAACCGGAGCACCAAGCAGAAAUUAUCAGAGCUCCUGGACCGGGCCCUAGUAUCGACGCAAGAGGAUGUGUUACUCGAUCAGAAUGACGUCCUAGGCCUCCUGCGGGCGGGGAAUAAGAUAUCAUUGGAAAGGCUGUACUCUCUUCUUCAGCGAAAGGACCUGGGCGCGAAACUGAAAACGGCGUUCAGUUGCUAUAUCAUCGAGGAGGGCUCGGGGAUUGUUUUUGAUGAGGACAAAGAGGCGGACAUGGUGGCUCGUCUACUGGACUUCAAACAACAACUCGAUGACGUUUGGAUCAAUUCGUUCCAUCGAAACGAGGACCUCGGGCAUACACUCCGCGAGGCUUUUGAGACUUUCAUGAACCGGGGGAAGAAGUCGGACUCCAGUGGCGGAACUGACAACCCCAAGACUGGAGAAAUGAUCGCCAAGUACGUGGACAGGCUCCUCAAAGGCGGGUGGAAGCUGGCCCCUGUACACAAGGCGGACGACAAGCCACUGGCAGACGAAGACGCCGAGAUCGACCGACAGUUGGACCAAGUCUUGGACCUGUUCCGCUUUGUUCACGGGAAAGCAGUCUUCGAGGCUUUCUAUAAGAAUGAUCUUGCUCGUCGGCUGUUAAUGGGCAGAAGCGCGAGUGAUGAUGCAGAGAAGAGCAUGCUUUCAAGGCUAAAGACGGAAUGUGGAUCAAGCUUCACGCACAAUCUGGAAUCCAUGUUCAAGGAUAUGGAUGUCGCCCGGGAUGAAAUGGGGGCGUACAGCUCCAUCCAGCGCGAACGUCGGCACCGGCUGCCGGUGGACCUGAGCGUCAGUGUGCUGUCCGCGGCGGCAUGGCCGACAUACCCUGAUGUCCAGGUGCGGAUCCCACCCGAGAUCGCGACCGCUGUCGACGACUUUGAGAAGUUCUACCACACCAAAUACAAUGGACGAAAGCUCGACUGGAAGCACCAGCUGGCGCAUUGCCAGCUGCGAGCGAGAUUUCCCAAGGGCGGGAAAGAAUUGGUGGUCAGCUCGUUCCAAGCGAUUGUACUGCUACUCUUCAACGAUGUCCCCGAGGAUGGAGUUCUUGGGUAUCAACAAAUAAAGGAAGCGACGGCGAUGUCUGACCAGGAGCUAAAGCGGACGCUUCAAUCGCUCGCCUGUGCGAAGUACCGUGUGCUCAACAAGAAGCCCAAGGGCCGAGAUGUGGAGACCACCGACGAGUUUUCUUACAACACCGGGUUUACCGAUCCGAAGAUGCGGAUCAAGAUCAACCAGAUCCAGCUGAAAGAGACGAAGGAGGAGAACAAGACGACGCAUGAGCGGGUGGCUGCCGACCGUCACUAUGAGACCCAAGCAGCGAUUGUGCGGAUCAUGAAGAGCCGCAAGACGAUCACAUUCCCGGAACUUGUGGCUGAGGUUCUCAAAGCGACACGAAGCCGAGGCGCGCUUGACCCAGCAGAUAUCAAGAAGAACAUUGACAAAUUGAUCGAGAAAGACUACAUGGAACGCGAGGAAGGGAACCGGUACCAAUACGUGGCCUAG
Messenger RNA from Aspergillus heteromorphus CBS 117.55, 7617 nucleotides. Its product is annotated as cullin-4B. Gene Ontology annotation, cellular component: nuclear pore; Cul4-RING E3 ubiquitin ligase complex. Gene Ontology annotation, molecular function: ubiquitin protein ligase binding. Gene Ontology annotation, biological process: DNA damage response; ubiquitin-dependent protein catabolic process; protein ubiquitination. The record is from RefSeq and is a predicted model, not a curated record. The coding region runs from base 1 to 7617 and encodes 2538 amino acids. The transcript has 9 exons. NCBI's taxonomy places the organism in Eukaryota, Fungi, Ascomycota, Eurotiomycetes, Eurotiales, Aspergillaceae.